This is a messenger RNA of Hibiscus syriacus, 1564 nucleotides long. Its product is annotated as PTI1-like tyrosine-protein kinase 3. Gene Ontology annotation, molecular function: protein tyrosine kinase activity; ATP binding. The record is from RefSeq and is a predicted model, not a curated record. Bases 109 to 1311 code for a protein of 400 amino acids. Gene Ontology annotation, biological process: protein phosphorylation. The transcript has 8 exons. Lineage: Eukaryota; Viridiplantae; Streptophyta; Magnoliopsida; Malvales; Malvaceae.
CUUUGAUUUGUUUUGUGAAUUCUCAUCGACCCUUUUUGGACUUCGGCCUUGAUUUUUCUGGGUUUACGUUUGAUUUUUUAUUUAUUUUCUUUGUCUUUAAUUUCUCUGAUGGAAGAUGGUUAUCGACGACAAGGCUUGGUGGCACAGGCACCUCCUCCUGGCUACUUUGUUCGACUAGAAAAUUCUGACGAUUUGUAUUUGAGGAAAAGAUCAAGGAUGCGUCAAUGGCUUUGCUGUUCGUGUUUGGUCGAGGAGAGUUACCAACCACAUGAAAAUGAGCACUUGAAGAGCCCUGAUGACGAUACAGAUGUGAAUCAAAAGAACUCAAAGGCGGCAGCUCCUGCCAAGAACGAAGUGCAAAAAUCAGUACCACCUAUUGAAGUGCCUGCAUUGUCAUUGGAAGAAUUGAAAGAGAAGACUGAGAAUUUCGGAUCGAAGGCUUUGGUUGGUGAGGGUUCAUACGGAAGAGUUUAUUAUGCAAACUUGGACAAUGGAAAAGCUGUGGCUGUGAAAAAGCUCGAUGUUUCUUCCGAGGCCGAGUCUGAUGUUGAGUUUCUGACCCAGGUUUCAAGGGUUUCAACAUUGAAGCAUGACAAUUUCGUUCAGUUGCAAGGUUACUGUGUUGAAGGAAACCACCGUGUGCUUGCAUACGAGUUUGCGACAAUGGGAUCACUGCAUGAUGUAUUGCAUGGUAGGAAGGGGGUUCAGGGAGCACAACCAGGUCCUGUGCUUGACUGGAUGCAACGGGUUACAAUUGCGGUUGAUGCCGCAAGGGGCUUGGAGUACUUGCAUGAGAAGGUUCAACCCUAUGUUAUACACCGAGAUAUCAGAUCUAGCAAUAUCCUUCUCUUUGAUGAUUUCAAAGCGAAGAUUGCAGAUUUUAACCUCUCAAACAAGUCUCCCGACAUGGCUGCUCGUCUACAUUCCACUCGAGUUCUGGGAACCUUUGGUUAUCAUGCUCCAGAGUAUUCAAUGACUGGUCAGUUGACGCAGAAAAGUGAUGUGUACAGUUUCGGGGUUGUCCUCCUAGAGCUUUUGACCGGAAGGAAACCUGUCGACCAUACAAUGCCGCGUGGACAGCAAAGCCUCGUUACCUGGGUUACUCCAAGAUUGAUUGAAGAUAAAGUUAAACAAUGUGUAGAUCCAAAACUGAAGGGAGAGUAUCCUCCUAAAGGAAUUGCUAAGUUAGCAGCUGUGGCAGCAUUGUGCGUGCAGUACGAAACUGAGUUCCGUCCAAACAUGAGCAUCGUCGUCAAGGCUCUCCAGCCACUGUUGAAGUCCACCGUUCCAGCACCAGAACCCGAGUCUUAAAAUCAGAUGAGCCCAGAUUCCUCACCUUUCAUGCCCAGUUUGGAUUCAUUCAUCUGCAGAUUCCAUCAGUUCACAAAUACUAAUCAUAUUUCUUUCUUUCCAAACUUUUCAAGUAUACCAUGAACAUGUAGGAUUGAGUCCAACGUUACUGCGGCCGAUAUGAUCUGCCUGUCACCGGUUUUCACGCGUCGGCUGCUGAACCUUUUUCGAGUUGUAGUCGUAAAAAGAAUUGAACAAGGGAUUUAGGUUGUGU